Messenger RNA from Arachis duranensis, 1303 nucleotides. RefSeq lists its product as uncharacterized. Lineage: Eukaryota; Viridiplantae; Streptophyta; Magnoliopsida; Fabales; Fabaceae. Bases 275 to 883 code for a protein of 202 amino acids. The transcript is spliced from 3 exons. The record is from RefSeq and is a predicted model, not a curated record.
CAAAAUUAUCUUAAUUUCUAUGUAAAAUAGUAGUAUAAUAUUUUUUCUACAAUAUUAUGCAUGACUCUUGGCUUUCUAUACUAGCCAUGUGGCUAACCAUUUAAAUUUGAUCGAUUGUACAUUGUUAUUGAAUAUGGUUUUAUGCUUUCUCAACCUAUAUAUAAACCUGAAAAUAUAUCAUAUCAUUCAUUCUCUCUAUUCUAAGUAGUACCAUUCUCUCUUUUUCUUUUUCUUUUUUUUUUUCAAUUGCUUUACCAAUAUCAGAAUUACUCCUAUGAUGACUAGCUUGAAGACAUAUAUUUCCUUUGUUCUUCUUUUCGCUUUUGUUCUAUCUUCUCAUGUCUUGACCCAUGAAUUACUUCACGGGGACAUGAAUGAUGAGAAAAGUGAUCCGUUAAAAGAGACAAGUGAUUCAUCUGUGGGUUACAAACCAAAUGGGCAAUGGGGUAUUACUAUUGGGCCUGAGCCCAAUGAGGAGUUUGAUGAUGAGGACUUCAGUUCCGGCGAAUAUAACAGUGGUCAUCGUUAUGGGCGUUAUGGUGGCCGUGGUGGUUCGGGGAGGUAUAAUAAUUAUCCGAGAGGCGGCCGCCGCGGGGGCAGUGAUUAUGAUGACGGUUCAGAUGAUGAUGAUGAUUAUAGUCGUCACCAAAGUGAUUAUAAUCAUCGGCGUUACAGAAGAUAUUCCAUUGAAUCAGUUCAUCCUCAAUCUUUAAAUUCGCAAAAUUCAGAAAUGAUGAUGAAUAACUACUACGACUUGGAUGGAAAUAAAAUUAAGCAUCGCAAAACGAUUAGACCUUCAAAAUUUGAUUAUGGGAGUAGCACCACAGAUGAGGACGGUGUUAAAAAUGGUUAUGAAGAAGUUGGUAAGAAGCCACUGAAUUAAUUCAAAUAAUGAACUAUAUAUGAACUAUAGUCAAUAUAUAUGUCUAUGGCAUAUAUUUAAUAUUAUGAUGGUAUCUAGCUAUAUUCUCAAUAAUACACCAUGGAUUAUGGAGCAGCAAAGCCUAGCUUGUGGAAUUUGCAUGUAUUUCUUAGUUAUGUGUCUUAUCUUGUUCUGUUACAAGCAUUGUAAUAAGUUCGUUCAUGAAACUUAUCGUUUGUAUUUGAAUUAUGAAAUGAGUAUUAUAAUGUUAUUAUUAAAACUAUAUUUUUUAUUAUUAAUAUUAGGUUACUUAAUUUCGUUGCCAAAUAAUUGAAGUAGGGAUAGAUCUUAACAAGGCUAAUUCAUUCGGAUACCUACCUCUUCAUUGAGCAAGUCAUUAGUUUUCUUUUUAAGUUUUUGACAUAUUAGUAUUUCCAUCGU